Messenger RNA from Panthera uncia (snow leopard), 2914 nucleotides. It is a transcript of the gene SGIP1, whose product is annotated as SH3GL interacting endocytic adaptor 1. The transcript is spliced from 24 exons. Gene Ontology annotation, biological process: clathrin-dependent endocytosis; clathrin coat assembly. Gene Ontology annotation, cellular component: clathrin-coated pit; cytoplasm; clathrin-coated vesicle. Lineage: Eukaryota; Metazoa; Chordata; Mammalia; Carnivora; Felidae. The coding region runs from base 350 to 2896 and encodes 848 amino acids. The record is from RefSeq and is a predicted model, not a curated record.
AGGUUCUGUGUGCUCUCCCGGGGUAUUGUGUCAGGAGAUGCAGGCUGGCUACCAUGUGACGCGGUCCAGAGCUGAAGGGAUUGGCCGAGGCAGCGCAGGCGGUGCAGCUCGGCCGGCUUGCUGUUCCUCUCCCUUUCUCUCGCAGCAUCUUCCUGGGAGCCUGUAGGUGAAGCAGCACCAGCAGCAUCCAUGGCCUAUCUUUGGGGUUAACAUUUGUCUCAUUUGGCUUCAGCAGUGGACGGAGCAGACCUCUCGGCAGCAGCGUCGUGAGGACUUAGCUGGGACCUGGAAUCGUAUCCUCCUGUGUUUUUCAGACUCCUUGGAAAUUAAGGAAUGCAAUUCUGCCACCAUGAUGGAAGGAUUGAAAAAACGUACAAGGAAGGCCUUUGGAAUACGGAAGAAAGAAAAGGACACUGAUUCGACAGGUUCACCAGAUAGAGAUGGAAUUCAGGGGAAAAAAAAGACCCAGAAGACUCAGCUUCUCCUCACCUCUUGCUUCUGGCUCAGAGCCCUCUCGUUAACUCUGUCUCAGCAGCCCAGCCCACAUGAACCACCCUACAAUAACAAAGCAGAGUGUGCGCGUGAAGGAGGAAAAAAAGUUUCGAAGAAAAGUAACGGGGCACCAAAUGGAUUUUAUGCAGAAAUUGAUUGGGAAAGAUACAACUCCCCUGAGCUGGAUGAAGAAGGCUAUAGCAUCAGACCCGAGGAACCCGGCUCUACCAAAGGAAAGCACUUUUAUUCUUCGAGUGAAUCGGAAGAGGAAGAAGAAUCACACAAGAAAUUUAAUAUCAAGAUUAAGCCAUUACAAUCUAAAGACAUUCUUAAGAGUGCUGUGACCGUGGAUGAGCUGAAGGCAUCGAUAGGCAACAUUGCACUUUCCCCAUCACCAGUGGGUGCAAUUAAAAGGAACUUAUCCAGUGAAGAAGUGGCAAGACCCAGGCGUUCCACACCAACUCCAGAACUUACGAGCAAAAAGCCUCCAGAUGACACUACGGCCCUUGCUCCCCUCUUUGGUCCUCCAUUAGAAUCAGCUUUUGAUGAACAGAAGACAGAAGUUCUUUUAGAUCAGCCUGAGAUAUGGGGUUCAGGCCAACCAAUUAAUCCAAGCAUCGAGUCGCCAAAGUUAACAAGGCCUUUUCCCACUGGAACACCUCCACCACUGCCUCCCAAAAAUGUACCGGCCACCCCGCCCCGAACAGGUUCCCCGCUAACAGUUGCACCAGGAAAUGACCAGUCAGCCACAGAGGUCAAAAUUGAAAAACUACCAUCAAUCAAUGACUUGGACAGCAUUUUUGGCCCAGUGUUGUCCCCCAAGUCUGUUGCUGUUAAUGCUGAAGAAAAGUGGGUCCAUUUUUCUGAUACGUCCCCGGAACAUGUUACUCCAGAGUUGACUCCAAGGGAAAAGGUGGUGUCCCCACCAGCUGCAUCAGACAACCCAUCUGACUCCCCAGCUCCAGGCCCCCCGGGCCCUCCGGGCCCCCCGGGCCCCUCAGGACCCCCUGGUCCUCCUCGCAAUGUACCAUCGCCGCUCAAUUUAGAAGAAGUCCAGAAGAAAAUCGCUGAGCAGACCUUCAUUAAAGAUGAUUACUUAGAAACAAUCUCAUCUCCCAAAGAUUUUGGGUUGGGACAGAGAGCAACCCCACCUCCCCCACCACCACCCACCUACAGGACUGUGGUUUCAUCCCCUGGACCUGGCUCGGGCAGUGGUACGGGGACCACCAGUGGUGCAUCAUCCCCUGCUCGACCAGCCACUCCCUUGGUUCCUUGCAGUAGCACCACCCCUCCACCGCCUCCUCCCCGGCCUCCAUCUCGGCCAAAGCUACCUCCAGGAAAACCUGGAGUUGGAGAUGUGCCCAGACCUUUUAGCCCUCCCAUACAUUCUUCCAGUCCUCCUCCGAUAGCACCCCUUGCCCGAGCUGAAAGUACUUCUUCAAUAUCGUCCACCAAUUCCCUGAGUGCAGCCACCACUCCCACAGUUGAGAAUGAACAGCCUUCCCUCGUUUGGUUUGACAGAGGAAAGUUUUAUUUGACUUUUGAAGGUUCUUCCAGGGGACCCAGCCCCCUGACCAUGGGAGCCCAGGACACCCUCCCUGUUGCAGCAGCAUUUACAGAAACAGUCAAUGCCUACUUCAAAGGAGCAGAUCCAAGCAAAUGUAUCGUGAAGAUUACUGGAGAGAUGGUGUUGUCUUUUCCUGCCGGCAUCACCAGACAUUUUGCCAACAAUCCAUCGCCAGCUGCUCUGACUUUUCGGGUGAUAAAUUUCAGCAGGUUAGAACACGUCCUGCCAAAUCCCCAACUUCUCUGCUGCGAUAACACUCAAAAUGAUGCCAAUACCAAGGAAUUCUGGGUAAACAUGCCAAAUUUGAUGACUCACUUAAAGAAAGUGUCGGAACAAAAACCCCAGGCUACGUAUUACAACGUGGACAUGCUCAAGUAUCAGGUGUCUGCCCAGGGCAUUCAGUCCACACCCCUGAACCUGGCAGUGAACUGGCGGUGUGAGCCAGCAAGCACUGACCUGCGCAUAGAUUACAAAUACAAUACGGAUGCAAUGACAACUGCGGUGGCCCUCAACAACGUGCAGUUCCUGGUCCCCAUAGAUGGAGGGGUAACCAAGCUCCAGGCCGUUCUCCCACCAGCAGUCUGGAAUGCUGAACAACAGAGAAUAUUGUGGAAGAUUCCUGAUAUUUCUCAGAAGUCAGAAAAUGGAGGGGUGGGUUCUUUAUUGGCAAGAUUUCAGUUAUCUGAAGGCCCAAGCAAACCUUCCCCAUUGGUUGUGCAGUUUACAAGUGAAGGAAGCACCCUUUCUGGUUGUGACAUUGAACUUGUUGGAGCAGGGUAUCGGUUUUCACUUAUCAAGAAAAGAUUUGCUGCAGGAAAAUACUUGGCAGAUAACUAAUAAAAUCAUAUGCAAGGA